Ylistrum balloti is the source of this 867-nucleotide messenger RNA. RefSeq lists its product as uncharacterized. The record is from RefSeq and is a predicted model, not a curated record. Lineage: Eukaryota; Metazoa; Mollusca; Bivalvia; Pectinida; Pectinidae. The transcript is spliced from 3 exons. The coding region runs from base 1 to 867 and encodes 288 amino acids. Gene Ontology annotation, molecular function: protein binding.
AUGGCGAUAGUUGUAUUACUUCUGUACGCUGUUGUACAUACGGCGUACGGAAAUAGCCUGAAGCAAAGUGAUAACUGUUUAUCCAAUAUAGACGAAACAGUGCGCAACCAUGUACAGGAAAUUCGGAAUGAAUUUCGCAUUCAAUUUGAAAAGUUGGAAAAGGAGAAUUCUGCUUUAAGAACGGACCUUGUGACCCUGAGAACAGAAGUUUCUGUUUUGAAGACAAAAGCUCAGUUAGGACAACAGACGAUUCGCUCGUUGCCUACAAAUGAUCUGACUUCGCCAAACACCUUACAAAGUACCUCUGAAAUAGAAUCAAAUGUCACACACAACAAACGAAGGAAAACCAGAGUGGCUCCAAUCCGAAGUUUACAACUACUUGACCAAACUGAAAUUGUGAUUUAUAUGUGGCUAAAUUCUGUCAAAGCCAAAAACAGUUAUCAUGACAAGGGAGAUGAACAUGCACCACAAGUCGCCUUUCAAGCUAAGUUAGACAACUCACAACUUACCAUUGGUAACAGUCAGACGAUUAAGUUUCACGCAGUCGAUUUUAACCUUGGAGAUGCCUACAACCAUCAGACAGGUGUGUUUACCUGUUUAAUACCUGGGACUUACAUGUUUCAUUUGACAAUGGUCGUGGAUCUAGGCAAGUAUGCACAGUUUUACCUGGUGAAGAAUGGACACGACUUUGGGCGUCUAUUUGUUGGCAAUCAAAACCACACCGGGAGUAGUUCAACGUCAUCCCUGAUAGAACUGGAAGCUCAGGACAAUGUCUGGAUAGAAUCUACAACUGUGCAUUCCACAGGCAAUGUAAUGAAGUAUUCAUGGUCCUACUUCUCCGGCGUUUUGUUGUUUCAAAGAAUAUAG